Prunus dulcis (almond) is the source of this 1134-nucleotide messenger RNA. RefSeq names its product thioredoxin-related transmembrane protein 2. The record is from RefSeq and is a predicted model, not a curated record. NCBI's taxonomy places the organism in Eukaryota, Viridiplantae, Streptophyta, Magnoliopsida, Rosales, Rosaceae. Bases 80 to 856 code for a protein of 258 amino acids. The transcript is spliced from 10 exons.
GCUUUGUGAAUUGUGAUGGAGCAGUGAAAACUCAGCUCAGAGCUGGUAGCGUAGUCAGAUCGAGAGACAGAGAGAAGCAAUGGACAAGAAGCAGAGCAAGCCAAUGGAGCUUUUGAAUACGAUGGUAUCAGAGCCGUACUAUCUGCUCCAUUUCUUGGCUUUCUUCUCCUACUUUGUCUUCCGGACCUCCGUAGUCCAAGUCCUCAAUACCCACAUCACCGAUCGCCUCCUUCAUCGAGAAAUUCAAGCGGCUUUGGCAUUUGGGCUCUUGACUGCCAUCAAGAUAGUGAGGGAAGAAACUUGGGAAGGAUAUAUUGCUGAUACGAUCUUCUUUGCAAAGAUUUUUGUUAUUGGUCUUACUUUGAUAGUGGAUUACCACUUGACUCUCUGGUACAUAGUGGUUUUUACAGUAAUAUACAUUUUCACACAACAACCUGCCUUUCAAAAAUUAGGCACUUCUAGUAAAUUAACACCAUUGCAGUUGGAAAGCUUGCUGACUGAAGGGAGCACAUCAAGACUUUGGCUGGUUGAAUUUCGGGCCGCAUAUUCUCCUGCUUGCAUACGCUCAAGUCGGUGCUUUCCUGAGCUCUCAAUUACAUAUUCCAACAAAAAUUUCUCUUUUGGAAUAGUUGACCUCGGACUCUUCCCAAAUGCUGCAGGGUAUUUUGGAAUAUCUGUCUCUGGGAGCAUGAGCCAACUUCCUACAUAUGUCUUAUUCUCGCAUGGAGCUGAAGUUGCGCGCUAUCCAGAACUAGAUUUUCAAGCAAAACCUUUUGGUCCUCCCAUAACUAAGAGAUUUCUUUCCAGGUACUUCAAGCUUGAUCGGCACCUUCUGGAGUAUAUAAAUGGUAAAUAGGUAUUCGACAUCGAUCCACACUAUAUACUCUCCAACAUCAGAGCUUCCAAUUUUGAUUCCUCUUUGUAUGUCUACAUAUGUUUUGAGGGUGUAAAGAACAUAUAUUCAAGUUUAAACCAUUUCCCUCUGAUUUUACAUGGAAGACGAGAAAAAGUUCCCAUUUUUGCUUGAUUUAGUGUAUGUAAGAGUAAGAUGUAUUUUUAGGUCAGAAGUAGCAUGAAUUGAACUCUGAAUCAGUUGGAAAUUUGGAAUUCUCAGAGCUCUUGUUUUGUAUUGAA